This is a messenger RNA of Punica granatum (pomegranate), 1110 nucleotides long. Lineage: Eukaryota; Viridiplantae; Streptophyta; Magnoliopsida; Myrtales; Lythraceae. The record is from RefSeq and is a predicted model, not a curated record.
CAAUGGGUGCCGGCCCAAAUAAUUGGCCCGUGGGAAAGGGUCAUGGAGUCGUCAUAGUCCCGGGGCGAGUGUGGUCCACGCGCUCGCCCUUCCGCUAGUGACUGCUGAACCCCGCCGACAUGGCCAAGGGCCGGAAGCUGACCACCAGCCGGAGCGACCGAUACCUGGACAGCUUCAGCUACGGGAGCAACUACGGCGGGAACGGCUCCCAGGCGACGGAGUUCGGGGAGGAGGAUGUCUGGUCGGUGGUAGACGAUGCAGGGAACGGGGCCCACGGCCACGAGGACACGGACAGCAGCCAGAGCGAGGGGAGCCUAAGCUCCGCCGGCGAGAGCAGCAGGAGGAUGGCGAUUCCCCGGACCAACCAGAGCCGCCACGCAGGGGGGCUGUCCCUGGCGUUCGAGGACCCCGCUCAUGCUUCGCCGAGGAUCCUGCACCAGUUCCGCGGGAACGACGGGGCGAGCCCAAGCAGCGGUGGUGGUGGGAGGAGCAUAAACAUGGCGUCUUCAGCCCCGGUCAACGUCCCGGACUGGAACAAGAUAUACCGGGUCGACUCUGUGGAGUCGAUGCACGACUCGGACGAGGAGCGGGACGAGGAAAUGGUGCCGCCGCACGUGUACUUGGCGCGCAGCAGGAAGAUGCUGGCCACGUCAGUGUUCGAGGGGCAGGGCCGGACCCUGAAGGGCCGGGACAUGAGCCGGGUCCGCGACGCGGUCUGGAGCCGGACUGGGUUCGACGGUUAAAAGUGAAAUUAACUAGAAAAGGAAGGCAAGACAUGAUUGAAUUUUUUUGGGCUCCUGGGCGAUGAUCGGCCGAGCUGACUCGGUCGGAAGGUGAGCCGGCUCGGGUCGGGUGAGCCAGAGAAAGCUCCGCUUCUUUGUCGGAUUCUGAGGUCCUCUCGGUUAAUUUCUGUUUUUUUUUUGGCUGGAAAUUAAUUAAAAUCUGUGAAAUGAGUCUCGGAUUUUCUGUGUGUCGCUGAAAUCAAAAAAUUAAUGUGUUUUGUUUUAUCUAUGUAGUGAACAUAAUCGUAGUGUUUUUUUUCUUUUUUACUCUCUUUUUGUGGUAAAAGAAAUUGUAUUGACUUAAUGUAAAUCUACAUUUUUGUGCCUA